Messenger RNA from Adineta ricciae, 2235 nucleotides. The record is from the annotation of a GenBank genome assembly. NCBI's taxonomy places the organism in Eukaryota, Metazoa, Rotifera, Eurotatoria, Adinetida, Adinetidae.
AUGAGCGGUUCAACACUUGCACAGAUCGUUCCUCGUAUAGUUCUGAUGUCUGAUCGAGCAGAUAAAUCAAAACCGAUCACGAAGGUAUCGACAGCAACAUCAGAAAAGUCGGCAUCGAAGAUUCAAGCGGCUUUUCGAACGCAUCAAGCUCGAUUGAAGUUAAAAAACCAAGCAGCAUGGCAAAUUCAUGAAAAACUCGAAUAUUCCAGUGAACAAACAGAAGCUAAAUUGAAAGAUCUAUUCGAUAAAUUACUCAAAGCAUCAGAUAUACUUUCACCAUCGGUAACGAAAUUACUUCAAAAAGCCGGAUUACCUGUAGAAGAACAAGAACUUUUACGUUUAACGAAUCCGGAUAGUGUUCAAGUCGAGAGUAGUUAUCAAGGACCACGUGUCGAUGGUCAAAUAACGAGACAAACAUUCAUAGAUUUAAUCGAAGCAUUUCGACACGGCCAAGUUUUACACGAAAAAUAUGUUUAUUUAAUUCUUCACCAAGCACGUGCCAUUCUCAAAACAUUGCCUAAUUUCAAUCAUGUUGAUCUAUCCAAUCUGAAACACGUGUACAUUAUCGGUGAUCUUCAUGGACAAUUAGCUGAUUUACUGUAUAUCUUCAACACAAAAGGUUUACCGGCAGCCGAUAACGCCUACGUAUUCAAUGGUGAUUUCGUCGAUCGAGGUCAGAAUUCUGUCGAAGUUAUUCUUUUACUGCUGGUCGCAUUGAUUCUGUAUCCAAGUUCACUUUUUCUCAACCGAGGUAAUCAUGAAGACAUCAUGGUCACAGUUCGAUAUGGUUUUCAAAAUGAAGUGCAUCAGAAAUACGGCAAACGUAAAGGGCACUUACUUGAUCUAUUCAAAGAUAUAUUUAGUUGGCUACCAUUGUAUUCAUAUGUCGAUGCAGGAAAAGCGAAAUUAAUCGUUGUACACGGAGGAAUCUCUGAUCGGAUUAACUUGAAGAAAAUCAAUUCUGCGACGAGAAAUCGAUAUAUUUCCAUUGAAGUGCCACCGGAAUCCAAAAACGGUGGAAAACGUUUGACUGAAGAGGAAGAUCAAGAAUACCGCCAAAUUCAAGAUUUAUUUUGGAGUGAUCCGGACCCACACGGUCGAUCGGGUUGUCGCAAAAAUGACGCAAGAAAAAUGGCGUGUUUCUUUGGUCCAGAUAUCACCGAUCAAUUUCUUAAACGAUACAAUCUCGCGAUGCUCAUUCGUUCGCAUCAAGUUAAACAAGAAGGAUAUGAAUUCACACACGAUGGAAAAGUUUUAACAGUUUUCAGUGCAUCUAAUUAUUGUGGCGGAUCGAACUGGGGUGCGAUUAUUCGCUGGGAUUACAAUGAUGACGAACCUUGCAUUAUAUCGUUCAAAACUUUAGCAGUGGAAAUGAAUAAGCUAAGUUUCAAUAAGAAGGUGACCUUAUUCGAAGAUCCGGCAUACCACGCAUUGGUAGAAAAGAUCAUGUCUCAUAAAAACUUACUUCGAAAAGAAUUUGAAAAAGCAGACGAAAAUAAAACUGAUCAUUUACCAUUGACUACCUGGGCGGAUAUCAUGACCCAAGUGCUUCAACUUGAUCUGCCUUGGCUUACUUUGCGUGGAAAAAUUGUCUAUGAGGAUUCGCAAGGUAUUGCAUACAAAACAAUGUUCGAAGAUUAUAUCUUGGACAAUUCCAAGUUUCAAAUGUCGAAUACUGGUAUAAUGGAAGAUUUGUACAAGUGGAAAGAUAUGCUGUUGAUCUUGUUUAAUUUGAUUGAUUAUAACCAUUCCGGUUUUAUCAGUCGUAACGAAUUCGCCGAUGUGAUCAAACUUUUACUUCAUGGCGAACAUGGAAAUGGUGAGGUGAACCAAGCCUAUGUCGAUGAACUUUGUUCAGCAAUGGAUUUCGAUAAAAAUGGAAAGAUUGAUAUGAAUGAAUUUCUCGAAAGUUUUCGUAUUGUUCACGUGAAGAAGCCAACAGCCAAAGCAAAAUUAUCUAAUGGAAAUAAUACACUGAAAAUUCCAGAUUCAUCUAGUAGGAGGCCAAGUAUGGAUGGGUCGAAGAGACGAGAUAGUAUUGACACGUCGGGAAGAAGACCAAGUAUUGAUACAUCCGGAAGAAGACCAAGUAUUGACACGUCCGGACGAAGACAAAGUAUGGAUUUGUCUGGAAGACGACCAAGUACGGAUGCAGGUAGUCGAAGACAAAGUAUCGAUAUGUCAGGGAAAAGACCGAGCGUAGAUCACUCUGGGAGAAAUCUAAGUAUCAAAUAA